AUGGGCGACUUGCGGGCAAUUCAUCAACUAUCGCGGAAGUCCAUGUCGACCAGUCACUGGGAAGGGACGUCUGGGUUGGGGGCCCAGCCCGCUGGAUUGGCCCUUCCCUGCUCGCUUAUCGACCAUGGAGGGAUUUCCGCCGCGGAAUUAGCCGGGGCGAUGGAUGUGGCCGGCGAGGGUGGCUCUGGCUCUCGUGCAACCGAGAGCAGAAUCAUGGCGGGCCGAGGAGCUGGCACGGUGGCUCGCCUUUGCUGCAAGAUCCCGCAGGCUACAGAUGACGACCACAGCUUUUCUUGCACCACCCCCUCAACCACCUUCAGCAUGCAAUUCACCGUUCUCGUCGCCGCCUUUGCCGUCUGCACUGGUGUCUUUGCCAGCCCUUACAGCCAGCACACGCAGGCGCAGGCUACCUCCCAGGCUGCUCAAUCCGGCCAAGCCGCCCAGACCUGGCCUUUUGGUUGGGGCUAUGGAGGUCUCGGCGCUUACGGUGGUUACGGCUGGCCUUACGGCCGUGGCUACGGUGUCUUCUACUGA
This is a messenger RNA of Puccinia triticina, 534 nucleotides long. RefSeq lists its product as uncharacterized. Lineage: Eukaryota; Fungi; Basidiomycota; Pucciniomycetes; Pucciniales; Pucciniaceae. The transcript is spliced from 4 exons. Bases 1 to 534 code for a protein of 177 amino acids. The record is from RefSeq and is a predicted model, not a curated record.